Annulohypoxylon truncatum is the source of this 3722-nucleotide messenger RNA. Its product is annotated as glycoside hydrolase family 2 protein. Gene Ontology annotation, molecular function: beta-galactosidase activity; carbohydrate binding. The annotation marks the transcript as partial. Gene Ontology annotation, biological process: lactose catabolic process. Lineage: Eukaryota; Fungi; Ascomycota; Sordariomycetes; Xylariales; Hypoxylaceae. The record is from RefSeq and is a predicted model, not a curated record. Gene Ontology annotation, cellular component: beta-galactosidase complex. The transcript has 2 exons.
GUCCACCUCCAACAGUGCUACUUGGGAACUUUCAAACUUCAACUCAAUCAAGACAAUAUUUAAUUCAUUCCGAGUCGAACAAUCAGCUUUCCAGUCUAAUUGUUGUUAGCAAUCCCAAAGUAAAACGUUAUUUCUUAAUAUUAUUGUCGAAAUUAUUUGGUAUCUUUUUCCUCAGUGUAUUGUUAUCCCUCUUAGAUGGAGGUACAUGGGCUGCGUCCAUCCUAUUAAUGACAGCUAUACCACAAAUUAAGAAGCGCCCUCACGAUCGUAUCAUCACUUGAUAAUAUUACUGGUAUUAGGGCAAGGACCUUGGAAUGAAGGGAGUCUAAUAACCUGAUUCUAAUUAUCACUAACUCCCAUAUACACUCUACUAUGUCCUCUCACAACAUUGGGUCGUCUGAGAGGAACUUGGUGAUCCGACAGAACGCAGAUCUUCACGUAGACUUACAAGUCACUACGUCUUAUCCUGAUCCUUGGUCGGAACCAUCAGAUCCUCAUCCAUCUUGUACGUCUUCUGUGUUCAAUACACUCGAAAUAAGCCACACAGAAAUCCAACCAAAGGAAAUUCCGGACUGGAGUAAUCUCAAGGUUAUUCAUCGCAAUACUUUACCACCUCGAAGUCAUUUCCACGUUUACAAUACUGAGGAUGAUGCACUUUCUAGAGAUGUGAGCCGCUCUAGAGCUGCCUUGCUCUCGGGUACGUGGGGUUUCGACCUGUCACCUGGACCGUUUAAGGGCCCCCGGGACUUUUAUAGGCCCGAGUUCAACCACUCGGAAUGGAAGCUCAUCAACGUUCCGGGUAUGUGGCAACUUCAGGGGUUUGGUAAAGGGCCGCAAUAUACGAACGUCAACUUCCCCUUCCCAGUGGAUCCACCACAUGUUCCGUACGAUGACAACGAGUGUGGCCGCUACAUCACACGCUUCACCGUCCCAGACACUCUCAAGGACGGAGAUCAAUGGCGGCUAAGAUUUGAGGGUGUUGACUCAGCCUUUACGAUUUGGUUGAAUGGAAAGGAGGUGGGCUACUCGCAAGGCUCGAGAAAUCCUAGCGAGUUUGAUGUAUCGUCAUUCCUUGAUCUCGAUUCCGAAAACACUCUCUGCGUCGAGGUAUAUCAACGGUGCGACGGAAGUUAUAUCGAGGAUCAGGACCAAUGGUGGCUCAGCGGCAUCUUUAGGGAUGUUUGGUUGCAUUCAUUUACCACCACUCACUUCGAAGAUUUUCGUGUUGAGACGAUCCUUGACGACGACUAUAAGGAUGCGUGGCUUGCAGUAGAUAUCAAGUUGAACAAGCUUGGUGAAGCUGUCACGUCUAAACUUAUUGAUGGCGAUGGCGAAGUCAUAUUCGAUUAUUCGUACACACCGCAAGGGCGGAGGUCUAGAUGUAAAGUCCGUGUGGACAAUCCAGAAAAAUGGACAGCUGAGACUCCAUACCUAUAUACUCUGGUGCUUUCUGUUGGUUCUUCCUCGUAUGUUACUCAGAGGGUUGGGUUUCGGAGGACGGAACUGAUUGAUGGCGUCUUUUGUGUCAACGGACAGCCAAUCAAGAUCAGGGGAACUAACCGUCACGAGCACAAUGCGCAAUCUGGGAGAACUGUCCCUUACGGAUCCCUUCAAUGGGAUCUCCAGGCGAUGAAGGCAUUUAAUAUCAAUGCCAUUCGCACUUCCCAUUACAUAAACGAUCCUAGAUUCUACGACCUUGCCGACGAAAUGGGAUUCUGGGUGCUCGAUGAAGCAGACCUCGAAUGUCACGGAUUUGGCGAAGUUGGCGGCGAUCCAGCAAGUUUUGCAUCAGACAACCCAGAUUGGAGAGAUGCGUACGUAGAUCGUGCUGUGCAGAUGGUAAUGCGGGAUCAGAAUCAUCCUUCUAUUAUCAUGUGGUCCCUCGGGAACGAAGCCUUCUACGGUAGAAAUCACCAGGCCAUGUACGAUGCUAUCAAGGCGAUUGAUAAGACACGCCUCAUACACUAUGAGGGCGACCAAGAAGCUCAGACAGCGGAUAUCUUUAGUCGAAUGUACACCCCCGUUGACGAAAUGAUCAAGCACGCCGAGGAAAGGGAUUGGAAGAAGCCAUUCGUCAUGUGCGAGUAUAUCCACGCGAUGGGUAACGGUCCCGGAGCUAUACAAGAAUACAUCGAAGCCUUCUAUAAAUACCCACGGCUUAUGGGGGGAUUCGUGUGGGAAUGGGCAAACCACGGUCUCCUCACCGAAUCUAAAGACGGCGAUAAGUAUUUUGGAUAUGGCGGCGACUUUCAACCUGAUGAACCAAAUGAUGGGAAUUUCGUCAUGGACGGGCUGUGCAACUCGUCACAUUUGCCGGGUCCUGGGCUUGACGAAUACGGCAAAGCCAUCGAGCCCAUUCAAGUCCUUGGGGUAGAGGGAACCGCGAUAACAAUUAUAAACCGCUAUGAUUUCCUGACCCUGGAUCACGUAAGAUGCUUUUGGGAACUCAUCUCCGAUCGGCAGCAGGUGAUUGGUAAAGAGAUAUUUAUUCCAGCGGGAGUCAAACCUCACACAAAAGCGACGAUAGUAUUAGGUGGAAUGCCAAAGACUUUAUCAACGAAUGCGUGGCUUUCGUUGGAAUUCAUGGUUCGUAACGGAACUAAAUGGAUAACUCCUGGUCGAAUCAUAGCUCGAAGCCAGAUCGCCCUCACUCCUCCCCGAACAUUUGCCCUCCUCAAAUCCCCCUCCAUGCCGGGCCGUCCGCGUAUUCAACGCACCGACGAUAUGCUUUACGUCACAAUCGCCAAAGGCACAACGUUCGGCUUUGAUACGGGAAACGGCACCCUAUCAUCUCUAACGCACACCUCGAAGCCAGAUCACAACAUCAUCACCGUCCCUCUGGCUCUAGACUUCUACCGCGCUCUCACGGACAACGACCGCGGCGGACCUCACGGCCAGGAAUGGAUCGAGAAGAGAGUCCACCAGACGCGAAACCACUUCUCGCAGAUGACCACCACCGAAACCGAAUCGGGCUGCACCGUCGUCGUAAAAGGGCGCGUGGCACCCCCCGUCCUUGCCUGGGGCGUCGACACCACGACCACGUACACCAUCACGCAAGACUACUGCAGCAUCCGCGUGCAAGCGAAGCCCAGCGGUCUCCUCCUUCCCUCGACCUUCGCGCGCUUCGGCCUCUCGUUCGGGCUGCGCGACCUCGACAUCGUCGAGUGGUUCGGCCGCGGGCCGGGCGAGUCGUACAGCGACAAGAAGCGCGCGCAGCUCGUCAACACGUGGGGCUGGAGCGCCGACGCGCUCUUCCACCACUACGAGUUCCCGCAGGAGAGCGGAAACCGCACCGACGUGCGCUGGGUCGAGCUGCGCACGCGCUGGGGCGGCGACCUGCGGUACCCGGACUGUCUCCUGCGCGCGCGCUUCGGCGAGCAUGAGGGCGCGAGUUUUAGCGUCGCGCCGUAUAGUACCAGGGAUAUAGAUGAGUGCAAGCAUCCGUAUGAGCUGCAAAAGAGGAAGAGGGACGAUCAUAUUGUUAGGUUGGACUGGUAUCACCAUGGUUUGGGGACCGGGAGCUGUGGGCCGCCGACGCUGCCGCAGUAUCAGCUUAGGACGGAUCGGGAGUUUGAUGUCGAGGUUCUGCUUGAUUAGGUUGAGUAUCUGGCUGGGGUUUCUUUUCGCAUGUGGAGAUGGAUAUAUAGGUAGCAAUUUGCCCCUUUUUACGGAUGGAUGGAAUAGGCGUAGCGUUGAUUAGGUAUAUAAAACUGAAAAUCAAA